UGUAUCUCUGAAGGAAGCAAGGAAGUCGGUUUGAAAGUCGCGUAGUGAAAAAAUAUUUAAUAUAUAAUAAUAAUAGUUAUAAUUAACUAAUUGAACAAAAAACAACAUCAAAGUAAAAAACAAGCAGCAAAACCACCCACUAAUCAAUAGAACCAGCUGUACAGCGUAUGUUUGUGUUUGUUAAGUGUUAAAUGUCUGCACCAGCAAAAUUCAUUAAAAAACAAAAAUUGUAGAUAAUUGAAACAGUGAUAAAAUUUCAAGAAUAUUAUUGCCUGCGGCAUAAUACCCUCCGCUGAAAAUAAAGUGUUUCGUGCUGAUAACUCAUUUGUAUUUACUUGUUGUGGUCACUGGCUAAGCUAGAAAAAGAAGAAUAAAACUGCUCCGUCUCAGACUUUUGUUUAUUUAAUUGAGUGUUUAUUUAGGCCAUGCGUGACCUCGGCUCGAAAAUGGCCGAGCUUAAAUUUGAGGCUCCCUUGGCAAAGAUGGAUGAGACCGAUGACUGGGCCGGCUGUGAUUUCAUCUCCAAUCAAAAUACCAUCAAUGACUCAUUGAACUUGAAUCUCAAGGAUCCCAUGGCGGCCCAAGAAAAUAAAAUUCGUCUGCUCGAGGAAGCCGUGAGGGAUGCCCAUGUCAGCAAGAAUGGUGGAUAUAACGUGGGAGGCAAUAUAAGUCCCAAUUGCAAUACCAUGCUAAGCGCCGAGAUGUCUACCACAUUGGAUGCUGGUGCCAAGGGUAAUGCAGAUGCCACCGAUAAUUUUGGUGAAGCGUUUGGUGGCAGUUUGGAAGAUUUGGUCAAUACUUUCGAUGAAAAGAUUACCAAAUGUUUUGGCAAUUUUGAGGAGAAUGUGGAGGCGCUGGCGCCAGUUCAAGUACGCAGUCAGGAUGAGAUUAUGAACGAAUGCCAAAUGUGGUGGACCAUUACCGGUAACUUUGGCAAUAUCUUACCCAUUGACUGGUCAAAGUCAUACACUCGAAAAAUGCAUAUGCCCACAUUGAAUUUGGGACAAAAUCCUCCCAGGCAGCAGGGUUCUCUUGAUGCCCAAACCCCAGCCGAUGAUUUAAAUAGUGAGGAUGAGGCCAUAGCCAAUGAUUUGGAUAUGCAUGCUUUGAUUUUAAAUGGCCUAAAUAAUGAACCCGAGGAACCCAUUAAAAGUGUAGAGGAAGUCAUCAAGGAAAUUGAAUAUAUUAUAGAUGAAGCCGAAAGUCCUUCGGAUGAGGCCACUACAUGUGAAUCGGAGGUAAUGGAAAAGGCCAAAGAGGUGUUGGGGGCACCUUUAUAUGCUGAAAAAUUACAAUAUCUCUCAAUAAACCAAUUGAACGAAUUAUAUAUGGAAAUGGAGGUUUUGAUACAGGAGCUGAGUGAAACUCUUAUCAAUGAAUUGGCUUUGCGCGACGAACUGGAAUUUGAAAAGGAAUUGAAGAAUUCAUUCAUCUCAAUACUGCUGGCAGUACAGAAUAAGCGACGCCAAUAUCAUGUGGAAAAGAAGCGGGGUAAAUUCCAGGGACCGGAUCCCAAAUAUUUAACCACAGUCAUACCCUAUACCAUGGAGAAUGGCACACCAAAUAAUCAAAAUCUCCAAGUUUUAAUAAAAAUUUUAAAAGCCAUUAAUGAGGAUAGUCCCACUGUACCAACUUUGCUAACGGACUACAUAUUGAAGGUGCUGUGUCCCACAUAAAUUAAGCAACCCUCAUGGAGGCUAAUGAAACAAACCCCAGAACAAAAAAACAAAACAAAGGAUUAGUUUUAAGUUUUUAUUAAAUUAAAUUUCCUCCUCCCCCAAGAGAAGAAAUGAAGAAAUUUAUUUAGAAAUUAGAAAAAAGCUAAUUUAAUUAUAUAUUAAAAGAAAAACUUCAAAAUAA
This is a messenger RNA of Stomoxys calcitrans (stable fly), 1860 nucleotides long. It is a transcript of the gene Unc-76, whose product is annotated as fasciculation and elongation protein zeta-2. NCBI's taxonomy places the organism in Eukaryota, Metazoa, Arthropoda, Insecta, Diptera, Muscidae. Gene Ontology annotation, cellular component: cytoplasm; axon. The record is from RefSeq and is a predicted model, not a curated record. The coding region runs from base 426 to 1676 and encodes 416 amino acids. The transcript has 4 exons.